Aspergillus caelatus is the source of this 2213-nucleotide messenger RNA. Its product is annotated as sorting nexin 1. The record is from RefSeq and is a predicted model, not a curated record. The coding region runs from base 242 to 1966 and encodes 574 amino acids. Gene Ontology annotation, biological process: retrograde transport, endosome to Golgi; protein retention in Golgi apparatus. The transcript has 6 exons. Lineage: Eukaryota; Fungi; Ascomycota; Eurotiomycetes; Eurotiales; Aspergillaceae. Gene Ontology annotation, cellular component: endosome. Gene Ontology annotation, molecular function: phosphatidylinositol binding.
GGCAGCCCUAAUCCGGCGGGUGACGAAGUUGGCCUUUUCCCAGUGACGGCGCGGAUCAUCUGUCCAACUUAAACUUACUAGUCGCUUCUCCGACUCCAGCAACAUCAACUGCCUUCCUCUCAGGACAUCACCUCGAUUUCCCUCAUUCCCCCCCCACCGACGAUUUCUUGUCGAUUUUCAAUUAAUAUUCACGCCCUUUAAUCUUCCACCACCAAUUGCAAUCCCACCCAAUCAUUCCCUCAUGGAUCUGGACGCAGGUGACUCCCCGUGGGGCGACGUUCCUUCGCAGUCCGCCGGCAACCACGGUACGUCAAGACCAGAAAACGAAGAUGCCACCCGGGAACAAUCGUCACAACAAACCACUUCGACCAGUCCUCGUUCUCCCGUACGGCGCGGCCCGCGAGGUGUCCGCAAGAUAAGCGCACAUGCGACAAAAUUGGAAGCAGUUGACGAUACCCUGGAUCCGCUAGGCCCGCUCGGGGACAAAGCCGACGAAACUAGUCCUGCAGCGGUCGAGCAAGCACCUGUACCGCCUCAGAAGGAAGCAUUUGCUGGGCGCAAUGUUCGGCCCACAUCUUCUGCGUCUCAGACGUCUAGUGGUGCUGGUAUGGUCGAUUCUGUGAACCUUGAAGAAGACGGGGCGGGUUUUAGGAACCCUCCCCCUGUACAACCACCAAGCGACGCGGACAGCUCAAAGAGGCAAUCGGAGCCUAGUAUCAGUAUCGAGAAGGCAGCGAAACCGAAUUUUGAGAUUACUGUCGGUGACCCGCACAAAGUGGGAGAUCUAACGAGUAGUCAUAUUGUUUAUCAAGUCCGAACUAAGACAACUUCUAAGGCCUAUCGCCAGCCCGAGUUUGCCGUCAGUCGCCGAUACCGUGACUUUCUUUGGCUUUACAAUUCAAUGCAUAACAACAACCCUGGGGUUGUUGUCCCUCCUCCUCCGGAGAAGCAGGCAGUUGGCCGUUUCGAUACUAAUUUCGUUGAAUCCAGAAGGGCCGCACUGGAGCGCAUGCUUAACAAAAUUGCCGCGCAUCCUAUCCUUCAACAUGACGGAGACCUGAAAAUUUUCCUCGAGAGCGAAACUUUUAAUUUAGAUAUCAAGAACAAGGAGAAUAGGGAGCCGGAUCUGGGCCAGAGCAAGGGUAUGUUUAGCUCCUUCGGUAUCAAUGUGGGUGGAGGGUCCAAGUUUGUUGAGCAUGAUGAUUGGUUCCACGAUCGAAAGAUUUACUUGGACGCCUUAGAGAAUCAGCUGAAAGCUCUGAUGAAAUCCAUUGACACUGUAGUUGCACAACGGAAGGGGCUAGCAGAAGCUGCCGGGGACUUUUCGGCAUCCCUCCAUGCGCUGGCUGCUGUUGAACUAUCUCCCGCCCUCUCAUCCCCUCUUGACGGACUUUCAGACCUACAGUUGCGCAUAAAGGAACUGUAUGAGCGCCAGGCCCAGCAGGAUGUCCUCACGCUCGGAAUCACCAUCGACGAAUAUCUCCGUCUGAUUGGAAGUGUUAAGACAGCCUUCUCUCAGCGGCAGAAAGCGUUCCACAGCUGGCAUGCAGCCGAGUCGGAAAUGCAAAAACGCAAGCAUACGCAAGAGAAGCUUCUCCGGCAAGGAAAGACACAGCAGGACCGCCUAAAUCAGGUCAAUGCCGAUGUGGCCGAUGCGGAACGCAAGGUCCAUCAGGCGAGGCUGUUGUUUGAGGAUAUGGGAAGGCUGAUGCGGAAUGAGCUGCAGCGAUUUGAAAAGGAAAAGGUGGAGGAUUUCAAGUCCGGUGUGGAAACCUUCUUAGAAAGCGCUGUCGAGGCCCAGAAGGAGCUCAUCGAGCUCUGGGAAACCUUCCUCUUGCAACUGGACGCGGGCGAAGAAGGUAACCCCUUCUAUGCUCCUCCGGCUGCAGUGGAUGCUCCCGCAGAGUCGGCGCCAGAGGGAAUUACUGAAGCUGCCUCAAGCGCGGCGACCGAGGAAGAAGCAUAAGUGCUCGCAUGUUACCCCUACGACCUUUUAUUGCCCUGUAACAAAAGGAAGGCCGCCGUCUCCUUUCUUCCUCAUUUAUCAUGUUCAUCAGUCAACCGACUGAUGUCAGUCCUUCUUACAAUGUGGUGUGGUGCACGACUUUUUCCCUGAAUUUAUGGCAGUCUCCUUCAAUUUUGCAGUCAAAAUUACUGCGUUUACAAUGUAUCGAUACCAGUAACUCGGAAUUAAUUCGAAAUGACUUCUCCCC